AGGGGGCGGAGAAAAGCCGCAGCUGCAACUUCGCCUGGAGGCUCUGAGCCCAGCCUGGGCUCAGCCGGGGACCCAGCCGCCGUCACCGCGGAGCCGCUGCUUCCCCGGCCCGGGCCUCAGCCCAGCGGGUUGGGCCAUGGCAGCCGCCGCCGGCGGCGCCGCGUCGAAUCUGGCCCCUGCGCUCCCCGCCCGUCGCUGAGCAGCCGUUAACCAGACCGCCUGCUCGCCCUCCAGCGCUUGCUGCCGCGGCCCGAGGCUCCGCACAAGUUUCCGCCGCCGAAGAAGCAGGAGGCGAAGGCGGGGGAGGACGGACGAGGGGAGUCGUGCGCCCCCGGCCCUCCCGCCCGCUAUGUGGGGGCGCUUCCUGGCCCCGGAGGCCGGCGGCCGAGACAGCCCCGGCGGAGCCCGCAGUCUCCCGGCGGGCUCAGAUUAUUCUUCAUCAGCAUGGUUACCUGGUAAUGAAUCAUUGUGGCAGGCCACAACUGUUACAUCUAACCAUCGAAAUAAUCAUAUCAGGAGACAUAGUAUAACUUCUGACAGUGGUGACACCGGCAUUGGGACUUCCUGUUCUGACAGCGUGGAAGAUCAUUCAACUUCAAGUGGCACAUUAUCUUUUAAGCCUAGUCGAUCAUUGGUUACUCUUCCUACUGCCCAUGUCAUGCCGUCUAACUCCAGUGCUUCAGUUUCCAGACAUAGGGAAUCAUUGACAUCAGAAGGCUCAAAAUGGAGUACAAGCCUCAUGCAAACAUUGGGAAACCAUAGUAGGGGAGAACAGGACUCUUCACUAGACAUGAAGGACUUCCGGCCUCUCCGGAAAUGGUCAUCUUUAUCCAAACUCACUGCCCCGGAUAACUGUGGCCAGGGUGGCAUCGUACAUGCUGAUGAGUCAAGGAGUGGUUUGGAAAAGACAGGGAGAGCCAAGGUUUUAACGUCGCAACUAAGAACAAUUGGGCCUAGCUGCUUACAUGAUAGUAUGGAGAUGCUUAAGCUAGAGGACAAGGAAAUAAAUAAAAAACGAUCAUCAACUCUGGACUGCAAAUAUAAAUUCGAGAGCUGUAGCAAAGAGGACUUUAGAGCUUCUUCCUGCACUCUUAGGAGACCGACCUUAGACAUGACAUACAGUGCCUUACCUGAAAGCAAGCCCAUUGUGACAAGUGCAGAGGCCUUUGAACCUCCGAAAUAUUUAAUGCUGGGUCAACAGGCAGUAGGUGGAGUUCCCAUUCAGCCUUCUGUGAGGACGCAGAUGUGGCUUACAGAGCAGUUGCGGACAAACCCUUUGGAAAGUAGAACUACAGAGGACUCUUACAGUUUAGCUCCUUGGCAACAGCAGCAACUUGAAGAGUUUCGACAAGAAAAUGAAACACCAAUGCAGGUUUUGACUGGAUCGUCUCGUCAAAGUUAUUCACCUUCUGGCUAUCAGGAUUUCAAUAAGUGGGAAUCAGUGCUGAAAAUAAAAGAAGGACUGCUGAGACAGAAAGAAAUUGUAAUUGAUCGGCAGAAGCAACAAAUUACCCACCUACAUGAGAGGAUAAGGGAUAAUGAAUUACGGGCACAACAUGCCAUGUUAGGACAUUAUGUAAACUGCGAAGAUUCUUAUGUGGCUGGUUUGCAGCCACAAUAUGAGAACAGUUCACUCCAGGCUCCAUUUUCCGAUCAAUCAAUGUCCCAUUCCCAGCAAGAGGAACUUGAGCAAAAGCUUGCGUCUACUGAGAAAGAGGUUUUGCAGCUCAAUCAGUUUCUCAAACAAAGAAUAAGCCAAUUUAGUGAAGAGAAGAAGAAACUGGAGGAAAAGCUUAAAACCAGAGAUAGAUAUAUCAGUAGCCUGAAAAAGAAAUGCCAGAAGGAAUCUGAACAAAACAAAGAAAAGCAGAGAAGAAUUGAGACCUUGGAAAAGUAUCUGGCUGAUCUUCCAACUCUAGAUGAUGUACAGAGUCAGAGUCUACAGCUUCAGGUUCUAGAAGAAAAAAAUAAGAAUUUGCAAGAGACUCUCCUAGAUAUGGAAAAAAAACUUGAAGAGAUCAAAAAACAGUGUCAAGAAAAAGAGGCACAGCUAAUAUGCCAGAAAAAGAAAGAAAAGGAGUUGGUAACUACAGUUCAGAGCUUGCAGCAAAAAGUAGAAAGAUGCCUUGAAGAUGGAAUUCGCCUUCCCAUGUUAGAUGCAAAACAGCUUCAGAAUGAAAAUGAUAAUCUGAGAGAACAAAAUGAGAAUGCUAGUAAGAUAAUAGACAGCCAACAAGAUGAGAUUGAAAGAAUGACUGUAGAAAUUCAGUCUAUGCAAGGGAAACUUUCUAAAGAAAAAUCAGCUACUCAAAAGAUGAUGGAAGAGCUGGAAAAGAAAGAAAGAAACCUACAGAGAUUAACAAAAACAUUGCUUGAUAACCAAAGGCAAACAGAAGAGACGUGCUCUUUAUUGGAUCAGGGCCAGGAAGCAGACCAAUCCAGGCAGCAGACAGUACUUACCAAAUGGCCACUAUCUGAUUUGAGUGUGAUUGAUCAGCUGUUCAAGGAAAUGUCCUAUUGUUUGUUUGACUUGAAGGCAUUGUGUAGUAUUCUCAAUCAGCGUGCUCAGGGCAAGGAGCCUAAUCUUUCAUUAUUACUGGGAAUCAGAUCAAUGAACUGUUCAGCUGAAGAGACUGAGAAUGACUAUAGCCCAGAAACACUCACUAAAAAAUUGUCAGACGUAUGCCAGUUACGGAGGGACAUCGAUGAAUUAAGGACUACAAUAUCAGACCGCUAUGCCCAGGACAUGGGAGACAACUGCAUUACCCAGUGAUCAACUAUUGGUCCCACAGCAAUAAUGACCCAUUGUUAAAUGCUGCUGUGUUACAGUUCUUCAUAUUUCUUUUUAGGAGCCAUAAUGGAAAGUCGCAAGUGACAUAUCACUUACACAUAGGAUUUUUUUUUUCUGUGGAUUUGUUUUACUGGGGGAGAAAGGGGAUUUGAUGAGGUUUCAAAGGGGCUUAUCUAAUCAGGCCAAAAAACCAAAUUACUAUUAGAAAAAUGUGAUGAAGUGUAUAAGGGGGAAAAAAAAAAUCUGUCUUCUCAAACUACUGAUUGUAGGACCAAGCUGUGAAGAGUGCCCUUCAGAUAAAGGAGUAGGAUUUCUUUUUAUCUGCAGUUGUGUGUGUGUGUAUGUGUGUGUGUGUGUGUGUAUUCACAAAAUUAUAAGGAUUUCUAAGGUCAAAGCAAAGCUUCUAAGAAAGGCACACACUGUUUAUUCUUGUAUUUCUUUUCUUUCAUGUAGAAGCUUGUGUUGUACUUUGGGGUUUUCAAGGGCUGGCUGCACAAGAGCUCCAACAGCAGGCGAGUGUUUUAAUAGUAGUACAGCUGUCUUUUGAACCAUCUGUCUUUCAGACAACCACUGUGCUGAGAUGAUGAGGUUGUGGGGUUGGGUUGAUGUUAGCACUGUAGAUAGGUCAGCUAUUUUUCCAGAGUGAUUGUGGGUUGCCUUCGAGGUAUGAAAUGUUAUGUGAUAAUCUUUUUCAUUAGCAUUGCAAUUUAUAUAUCACAAGGCAACUUAACACAACUUGAACUAAUUUUAACAUGUCCCUUACUAUUUACAAUUUUUCACUUGUAUCAAUGUAAACAAAGCCAUAAAGAAUUAAUGCUAACCUUCUAAGGCCAUUGUAAAAGAAGGAUUAAAAAAGUCACUCUGGAACAAUAGUUUAUUUAUCCAAUUCUCAAAUGUUUACAUUUUAACAGUUUUGUAUGUCUUAAAGUUAAAACUACUUUAAGAAAAAGCCAACCUGUAUUCUUUAUAUCAGAAUUAUCACAAAUAUAAAACAAAAUCAAAACCAGGUGAUAUUUCAAUUACAUGUAUUAGGUAAAGUACAUUAAAAACAGGGUUUUUCAUACAAGACAAGAUUAUUUCUUCUUCUGGAGUGCAGGAUAUCAUUAUGAGAUGCAACUGAUUUUUAAGUAGACAUACAAUUAUUUAAACUUCCAAAUGAGUAUUUUCCUGUUUUAGUUGGAGGUUUGGAAAGACUACAUAUUUUAUUGCCUUCAGAGCAUUUAUUACAUUCUUUUGAAUAUACUUAAUUAUGGCAAUCAUUGUUCUUUACAAACUGGUUUGUUUUCUUGAUGCAGCCAGGUCUCAUGUAGGUCAAGACUAAAUAAGAGGUGGAAGGAAUAAGGGGUGUGAAUUCAGCAGGAUAAUACUGUUUGGGGCAAGAAGAGAUCACAUGUCUGGUUUUUUUGCCAGGCUUAUAUACUGGCAUAAAGGCUGCUCCUAGAAAAGAUUUUUCUUAAAUAUUUUCGGCAGUGAAAACAUAUGUGGGAUAAAAACUUCAAGGAAACUACCCAGGAAGACAUUCAGUUCAGAAUUUGGCUAAUAUGCAGCACUCAGUAAGUUAUUUUGUGGUUGUGUUACAACAAUUGGUUAUAAUACAUUGUAAGGACAUCAAACUUUCCUUUUGUUCAGUGCCUGAGUCCUCCCUACUCUUACUGCUUAGGAUCUGGGCGCUAAGAAAUCAGUGCAUUAUGUGAUUCUGCAUUCCAAAUACCUAUCCUAAUAAGGAAAAGUCAUCGUAAGAAUGUGGCAUUCUAAUUUGUUCAAUUGUUUUUUAAUGUUGGUGGUUUGAAGACAAUCAGGGAGUAGUAAAUUUAUACCAAAAAUCUGAUGCAAAAGAAUUCUGCCUUGUAAAAAUAUCUGUAAAAAUGGGCCUUUAUAGUAAGUAGAUAAUAGCAUCUGAACGAGAUAAGCCACGGUGCAGCACACAACAUUGUUCUGUUCUCUCUGAAUAGAAACUCCAGCCCCCUACCAGAGUACCUAGUCAUACCUCCACAAUUUUGGAAGUACAGGCACCCUAAGAUGAUAGCACUAAGGUGCAUAAAUAAUCACUGAUUUGGGUCACUAGGUUCUUAAUGCCUUCUAGGUUUUUAGUAUAUGUUUUGGAGUUUUAUGGUUAUUAUUAUUAUUUUAAACAAACUUAAACAUUUGCUUUAAUUUACUGUAGAUACAUAUUUUUUUCUGGCUUAGGAUAAAAUAUUUAAUUUUUUAAAUAAGGUUUCUAAAACUUACAGAAUUUGACUUAAUUCACAUGUCUUGAGGUAAAAAUGUGUUAAUUUAGAAAAUUGACAAACUACUACUGGUGUAUUUCAGUUCCAAAAUGUCUACCUCUCCAUAAAUAAAAAAGGAAAAUAAGAUGUGAUAGUGUAAGUAUAAGUUUAAAUAUAACCCUGAGUUACAAAAGUACAAAAGUAAUCUCUUGAAGUCUGGAGUUUGUGAAGGGACCUAGGUAAUAAGUAGACAGUCUUGGAAUAUUUUUGGGGAAAUGAAAUAGUAGUAUUCUAAUUUGUCAGUAUUUAGUUUUUAUUUUAUUUUUCAGAAAAUUCCCCUUUCCCAAGAUAACCUCUUCUGUUAGAAUAUAAUAAUAUCGAUAUCUCAAUUGAAAACAAAGAUUUUACUGUUAGGUCAAGUAAGAUGGGCAAAUAGAAACACUAUAGUGUCUUAUUCUAGUUUGAACUAGGAUGUUUUCAGAAGUUAUUAUACUGAUAUAUGUCUGAGAUGAAAAUUAACCUAAAUUUUGAAGUUUAAACGUAUUUGAUAAUUUCCUUAGAUGUGAAAACUUUUUAAUUAUGCUUUUGUAAGUUCAAUGCUUGUCUUCUUAGGAAGUGUCUCAUGCAGUAUUAACAUUUAUUAUUGGUCUUCUGGAUUUUGAAGUUGAGCUUAUUCGAGCAGGGAUAAAGUAACAGUAUCUCAAUAAAAGACCCAGUUACCUGUGCAGAUAAAAAUAACUGAAUCAAAGGCACAAUAGUUAGUUGUUUUUUUCAUUUGAUGUCUGAAGGAUGACUUUAGUUAAACUGUUAGUAAAUUUUCAGUGGCCUCUAAUUUUGAAAGCUUAAGUAGUGACUAGGUUAAGUCAUUCCUGGAUUUCUUUUUAAAUAAGUGUGGUCCCUUUUUAUAUUUGAAAUGGGAUUCAGUGUUUACUAUUAACAACAUUAUUUUUAAUGAAAUUUAUUUUGGUCAUGACAGUUAACUCACUGAAUUAGACUUCUUUCAGUAGCUUGUUAAAGACAAUCUCAAGGGCUGCAAAGUGUUGCUAAAAUGGAUAUUGUACAUUUCUGAUUCAGUAAGGAGCUUAUAAAUUAAUCUUGUCAUAGUUCAAGACAUUACUAGAAAUCUCUUCGAGGAUAUUUUUAAAGGAACUACUUUAUUGGGAAAAUGUUCUUUCAAUAUCAGUAAUAAUUCAUUGAAUAACUUAGUAGCUGGGAAUUUGGGACUGUAUUUUUACAUAGCAUAGCUCAGCUCAGGCACACCUUUAGUUUGGAUUAUUGGCAUUCUCUGAUGUAGAUUUCUGUCAUUGUAGAUAUGUAAUUACAGUAAUCAAUUCUCAUAACCAUGCUCACUCAGACUAUAUCAUUUGAACUGCCAGUAGCUAUAGCUCUCAAAGCCAAAGUUAAUUCAUUUUGUUCCCAUUUUUGACAAUUUUCAGUGUUCACAAAACAAGAAAAAUGACUUCCUAUUUGGUGUAAAGAGUAUAAUUUCCAACUUUACCCCAAGAUGCCAUGGUGGUAUAUUACUGUAUGAUAAUAUUAUACAUUUAAUCAUGAAGGGGGAAAGCUCUUGCAUUUUUUUGUUACUUAAAAGAAAUACUGAGUAUGUUAAUGUAGUUUCAGAUCAAUAAGUCAUUAACAACACUAUUGCAGCUGCACACAGAGAGAACCUUUUGUGCCUUUUUGCCUACAGUAAGCAUUCAUUUCUGUUUUAUGUGAGUUAUAAGAAUGUUGAUGAUUAUCGCACCUUGUUCUUCUGUAAAUAGACUUGAUUAAGGAUUUUUUUCUUAAGCAAGGAACAGGUUUCAUUACUAGGUUAGAUACCUUAGGAAACAUGAGAGGAUAUGUCUUUGGAGCCCAGCCUUUUCCCAGUAUAGUGAGCAGGAAACUCCUUCAGAAUGUAGUUAUUUGUGUGCAUAUGUGUGUAUAUUAUGUAUAAAUAUUUAAAUACAGGAAGAUAAAAUUUGGCAUCACAGUGGUGUGAUGACAAGAAGUAGUAAGGUGCUAGCGAGGUGGUUACAUUAAAAGCACAGAAGAGUGUAUAAUCAGUCACUAUGACUGGUGGUUUUGUAAACUCGGUUCAGUUUUUGAACCACCCAGAAUACCUCAUGUGUAAAUACAGAGUGGUCAUGACUUAAUUGAAAUACAGUUAUUGUAAAAAGAAUGUGAAGCCACUGGUUGGCUUAUGCCUUCUGAUCUAUCAUUCUUGCCUCUUUUUUUGUAAAGGGGUUAUUUUUUUGUUUUUGUUUUUUAAUAGGGUUUACAGCUAGAAUUUUGAAUGCCAAAGUUCUAUUUAUUAAAUUAAAAAAAGUUUUCAAUGUUAAUGGCUAAGUAUUUUUCCACUGGACUAUUGUUUGUGAUGUUGGAAUUUGUAUUUACAGAGAAAUAAAUUUUUUAUAAAAAGAUAUAUGUCUUUGGGAGUGCCUAAUGUUAAUAUAAGAAUGUAUUCAAAAUUUCAGACUCCACUGAAUUCUCAAUGACUUGACUUUUAGGUAAAAGCUUUCUAUGAACACACAAGAGAAUCUUUGACUAGAACAUGGAUACUUCUGCUUUUAGUCUCUUACAAUUUCUUUUCAGUUACUGAAAAGUUUUUUCUCAGAGUCUUUCCAUGAAGGGCACUGAGAUUUUCUGAUGACAGGUGCCAUAAAUACAAAGGCAUGCCUGUAUUUAUUUUAGCUAAUAGUGCUGUGUCCCCCUUUUCGAUUUUUUAAAAAUCCCUAUUUAAAUCAAGAGUUUUCUUUCUACUUUUCCAACAGACAGCAUCGGUUUCAGUUUUUCAUACUGCUGGAAGGUUGGGCUGGCAAGUUAAAUCAUAUUUAUUUUCCCCCUUUUAAUUAGAGGUUGAAACCUUACUGAAACAUACACAAAUACAACCUUGUUAAAAGGUUACUCCACAGGGGCCUUGACAUCUAAGCUUUAAUGGUUUGCUAGCCUGGGCCCGGAGAUGCCCUGUGGAUGGCACCCUUGGUCCUUGUUCUCACACGUAUGGGCGGUAGCCUCAAUGUCUCUAGGAAGUUGGUUAAUAUUUGGAUUAGCAGUAUCUGUUUGCAGUCCAACUAACUUGGCAUUGCUCUGUCAGUCUUUUGUGAGGCAUCUAAUUCAGUUAACAGGAGAAGGACCACUUUGGAAAUCAUGCAUCACAAACCAUAUAGGUGGCAAGCGAAUGUCUUACAAAUAAAAACAGAGUGGACAAAAUCCUAGAACAUUUUUAAGGUGAUUAGUAAAGAGGUCUCUCCUUCAGAAAGAAAGAUAUGAUUAUUUUUGAUCUGGUUAAAAAAAAAUAUUUUGAUGGGGGGGAGUCAACAAAGAGCUUUUGAUAGUGUACGUCCCAGUGAUUUGCCAAUGGUUUGAGCUUCUCCAAGCCAACUUCCCCUAACCAAACAGAACCAUUCUGUGUGGGAACACAGACGACUCCAUUUAAAAGAGGUGUGAGUGAGAUACAUGGUAGUAAUGGCACCAAAUGGUGGGGUGUGGAUCCAGCAGAGCUAACAUCCUUUAAAAAGGAACAAAAUCUUAACUUAGAAAAUGAAUGCUGUUGCAUCUAACUUUGAGUGCAUAUAUUAUGCACAAGUCUGGAGAAUAAUAAUUUAAACAGAAAUAGUGUAUACAGCUGGCAUCCCUUCUAAACCAGAAAGCAAGGUAAUUUAAUUUACAUCUUGUAUUCCUACACUGAUCAUUUAGUCAUAAAACAAGUGGUUAAACUUGUUUAAUCGCCUGUGAUUAAAAAAUAAUGCACAGCCAUUGCCUUCUAUAUCAUCAUCAACAUCAUCAUCAUCAUACUCAUUAACAUUUGAACACAUGCCAGCCUAGUGUAAGGACCUUGCAUAAAUCAUCUCGUUUAUUUCUCUUUAUAAUAUUCUAUGAAGUAGGUGCUAUUAUUAUCCCCACUUAAGGCCAAAAGAUUGAGCCAUAGAAAGGUUUAAUAUCUUGAACAAGUUAGAAGAGCUUGUAACAGCCACAAUAAGAACCAGACCUCUUUAACUCCAUAACCUGACUCUAAACCACUUGCUAGAUUUCUGUUGCAUAUUAGUGCUCAAAAUUAAACUCCUUCUUCCAAAAGCUGCUUCCUUGUUGAGCUGCUACGUUUCCAUAAGUUACGCCUUUAUUCCAAGAAUCAUUUGUGGUGAUUUCUUCCCUAUAUACCCAUCCAUAUUAGUUUCCUAUUCCUUCUGUAACAAAUUUCCACAAACUUACUAGCUUAUUGAAAUAUAAUUUAUUAACACAGUUCUGGAGGUCAGAACUCCAAAAUGGUUCUCACUGGGCUGAAAUCCAGGUGUUGACAGGGCUGUGUUCCUUUCUGUAGACUCUGUGGGAGAAUCUGGUUUUUUUGCUUUUUUUUUUGGCGGGGGGGCUUCUAAUUACAUUCCUUUGUUUAUGGCCCCAUUCUUCUCUCUUCAAAGCCAGCAAUGUCAGGCCAAGCCCCUUUCACACUGCCAUCUAUUUGGUUCUCCUCUGCUGCCCUCUUCCCCGUUUAAGAAACCCUAAGAUUUGAUUUGGCCCUCCCAGAUAAUCCAGGAUAAUCUCCCUAUUUUAGGGUCAUAGUUGAUUAGCAAUCUUAAUUCUGCUUGCAUCUUUAAUUCCUCUUUGACAUGUAAUUAGACAUGUAAUCUCAUAGGUUCCAGGGAAUAUGAUUUAGACAUCUUUAUGAGGGCUACUACUAUUCUACCUUCCACACUGUCUCCUAAACAAAUCCUUGUCAAAUCUUUAAGUUUCUAUUUUUCCAUUCUUUCACAUUUGUUUUGGGUACUUCAUUUCUGUUAACCUUGUUCUGUUUAGUCUCAAACUAUAAAAUAGAUGUCAGAUACUUGAGCUUUAAAAAAAUUAAAUUGGAACCUCCAAAGUCUCCUUUUAAGCUAUAUCAUUAAUGAUUCAGGUAUUUGCUUAAUCCAAGAAAACACAUGUAAGACCCUUGGUUUAACUUCUGAAAAAAAAAAAAAAAAAAAAAAAAAACAAGUAUUGUCUUUUUGGAGAAUUUCUGAAUUUUUAGAGCAUUAAUAUUUGUCAAUAUCUUAUAAAUGUGCCACAGUCUGGCUUUUUCUGAUUCUUAUGAUUAGAUUGAGGUCAAAUAUUUUUGGCAAAAAUGCUACUUGGGUGAUGUGUAUUUUUCAUCAUAUUUGGAAGUUCACGAUGUACCGUUAUUGGUGAUGCUAAAUUAGACCAUGUGGUUGUGCUAAAUAAUCAUCUUCAGUUUUAACAGUCAAAUGGAGGACAGGUGGCAAGGCUUUGGUGCAUAUAAAGUAGAGAGUUAGCAGGGUGCCUGGGUUGCUCAGUUGGUUAAGUGUCUGACUUUUGAUUUCAGCUCAGGGUUAUAGGAUUGAGCCACACGUUAGGCUCAACUAUAUGUAAUAAUGUACUUAUGUUAUAAAUAGAAAAUACUAUAUGAUUAAAUUUAUAUAAAGUGUUAGAUCGUGCAAAACUCAUCUAUGAGAUAGUGACUAGAAGAGGCACAAGGGAAGUUCUGGGCUUCUGGGGCUGCUCUAUUUCUUGAUCUGGGUGAUAUUUACACAGAUGUGCUCACUUUGUGAAAAUUCAUUAAGUGUACCCUUGUAAUUCCUGUGCUUUUCUAUAUGUGUGUAUAAUUAAAAAGUUUACACUAAAAAAGGAGCAAGGAACUUUGAGAAAAAUCAAAUAGAAUUUUUGGAAGGGAAAAAUAUGAUAAUUAAAAAUUAAAUGGAACAAUUAAAUAGCAUAUUAGAUACAAAGAGAGAAUUUGUAAACUGAAAUAGAGUCAAGAAAUCAUCCAGAAAAGUAGGUUGAAAACAAGAAGGAUAUAAUGACAUGGUUUAAUAAAAAAUUUAAUUGGAACUUCAAAAGGAGAAGAUUGAGAAAAUGGAGAAUAUGAAAUAUUUUUUUAAAGAUUUAUUUAUUUUAGAGAGAACAUGAGCAGGAGGUGGUGGGGGUGGGGAGGAUGCAGAGGGAGAGAGAGUCUCAAGCAAGACUGUGCUGAGCACAGAGCCCGAUGUGGGGCUUGAGAUCGUGGCCCGAGCCAAAAUCAAGAGUCAGACUCAACUGACUGAGCCACCCAGGUGCCCCAAGAAUAUGAAAUAUUUAAAGAGGUCAUAUUUAUUUACCUGGAUGGUAAAUUUUUCAGGAUGGUGCAUUAUAUUAAUUUUUGUAUAUUGAACCAUCCUUGCCUUUCAGGAACAAAUACUACUUGGUCAUGGGGUAUAAUCCUCCCCCCACCUCCCCCCAGUAGUAGUAGUUUUGUAGUAUAAUGUUCCUAGGAGUGGUUUUGCUUAUAUUGUCCCUGUUUAUGUUUGUUGUUGUUAUUUUUUUUUUAAGAUUUUAUUUAUUUAUUUGAGAGAGAGGAAGAGUGAAAGAGAUCACAGAGGGAGAAGCAGACUCACUACUAAGCAGAGAGCCUGAUGUAGCGCUCCAUCCCAGGACUCCCACAAGAUCAUGACCUGAGCUGGAGGCAGAUGCUUAACCAACUAAGUCACCCAGGCAUCCUGUCCCUGUUUUGGUUUGAUAGUUUCUUUGAAUCUGUGAGUUGAUAUAUUUCAUUUUGGAAAAUUCUCAGCUUAUUAUUCCUUUACAUAUUAUUUCUGCCUCAUUUUCUCUCCUCUCCAUUUAUGACCUCAAUUAUGUAUAUCUUCUCUUUUAUCCCCUGUGUUUCUUAUGUUCUUUACUAAUCUUUUGUUUUCUCUUCUUUCUGAAAGUUCUGGUAUAUCUUUCAGUUCAAUAUUUCUGCUUUUAACUAUUUUACCUGUGAAAUCCGUCCAUUGAGUUCUCAAUAUCUGGUAUUAUAUUUCUCCGUUCUAGGAUUUCCAUUUGGUCCUUCCUCAGAAUUAUCAGUUUUCUGCUAACACUCUCAAGAGCAUAUUAAGUAUAACUAUUUUAAAGCCCAUUAUUUGUAUCUUCAGUUGGUUUAUUUCUACCAUCUAUUGUUUAUUUUUAUAGUCUUAUUUCUUCAUAUGCCUGAUUAUUUUUAUUAAGAGCUGAAUAUUUUAUAUAAAUUUAAAAUAUAGACAUAAUUUGAGGCUCUUGAUGAUGUUAUAUUUCUUCAGACAAGAUUUAAAUUAGCUUCUGGAGGGCUAGGGGCACUAAUCACCUUAACUCAGGGAUUCAGAUGAUUUAGAGCAAGAGUUUGAGCCCCUGGGAGAGCCACUCUUCAUCUGGCUCACCUAGCAGAAUCACAAUACAAAGCCAAGGGCACUUUACCAGGGCCUGCCUUCCUAUGAGGACUAUAGUUUCCAAUUUUACCUCUAGCCCAGGAAUUAGUGCAUUAUGAACCACAGGCCAAAUCUAGCCUACCACCUGGUUUUAUAAAUAAAGUUUUAUUGGAACACUCUUAUGCCCGUUCAUUUAUAUAUUGCCUAAGGCUACUUCUAUGCAAUAAUGACAAAGUUGAGUAGUUGUUAGAGACAAAUGGCCCCCAAAGCCAAAAUUAUUUUUUAUAUGGCUCUCUAUAGGAAAUUUUGCUGACCCCUGUCCUAGGUCCUAAGUGUGAGGAAAGCUCUGUCUAGCUUCUUAGCAAUCUCCUCCGGAAAUGGCAGGUAGCCCUAAAGGAAAAAUAGCCCCAAAGUCUACGGUAACCUCUCAUAGCUUCUUUCUUCUACUGGCUCAUAGGCCUAUGAUAUUUUUUACUGCAUCAUUAGCUCUCUGAUGUCUUCAAGUAGAUUUUUUUUUCCAGCAUUUCCUAGUUCACUCUAUGGGAGGGUUGAUCUGAAUUUCAUGGAUUGUGAGGAAGCAGAAAUCUUUGUUUCUUGUAAGACAUUUGUACAACUGGUUUUAAAACAAAUUCAGCCUGGCAGUGGGUAUUCUGCCACCCCCUUUUGUUGGUUAAAGUAUUGUUUUCCAAGGAUAUUGUCCUUUGUUAACUUUGAUCUCUUCUAGUUGUUUGCUACAGUGAUUAUGGUGCAGUUAUUCUAGUUCUAGUUAUUCUGGUUCUUAUAAGACCUGCUAUCACCAUACAAAAUGAAUCCCUUUCUAGACUAUUUCAUAAUAUAUUUACUUUACUAAAUUUUCCCCCUUCUAAUCAAUCCUGCAUAUCUGCUUCUGAAUAACCUUCAGAAUGGCUCAAAAACCUUCAGUUAUUCCCCAUUGUCUACUAAAGAAAUUCUUAACCUGCCAUUCAGUGUUCUUUUUGUUCUCUUUUUCCUUAUCCUACUUUUCAAGCUUUUCCCUCCUGCUAAUCUAGUGUUCAUACUUUGGUCAAAAUAGACACUCAACUCUGCUUAAUAAAUACCAAAUUAUUCCCAUCCAACUUAAUGCUUCUUUCUCCUUUAGAUUGAACUUCCUCCCAGUUCUACUUUUCAAAAAUUCAAUUCAAAUGGAAUUAUGUCUAACCACCUCUUUCUUAUUCUUGUAUGCCUCACAGUGGCAUGGACCUAGUGCACAAUCAAUAAACGUAUGUUUUUUGCUGGAAAUAAGAGUUGGGUUCCACAAUAUUUGCUUUGACUAACUUCUCUUUCUAAACAUUUCAGCUGGAGAAGCAAAGAUAAACUUUUUAAUUGGGGAGUACUGUCAGUCUAUUUUUUUCUACAGGUAUUUGAGUUAUUAAAAUAAUUGCUAAAAUUAGUGAAUUAUUUAUAUCAUUAAAUUGGCUAGAUGAUAAUCAUUAAAUAAAGGCUGUUAUCAGAUAUGGUACUGAAAAUUUUCUUUUUUUUUAAUUUAAUUAAUUAACAUAUAGUGUAUUCUUAGUUUCAGAGGUAGAGUUCAGUGAUUCAUCAGUCUUAUAUAAUACCCAGUGCUCCUUACAUCAGGUACCCUCCCUAAUGUCUAUCACCCAGUUACCCCAUCCCCUUACCCCUCCCCUCCAACAACCUCCAAUUUGUUUCCUAUAUUUAAGAGCCUCUUAUGGUUUAUCUCCCUCUCUGAUUUCAUCUUGUUUUAUUUUUCCCUCCCUUCCCCUAUGACCUCUGUUUUGUUUCAUAAAUUCCACAUAUGAGUGAAAUCAUAUGAUAAUUGUCUUUCUCUGAUUGAAUUACUUUGCUUAGGUGGUAUUGACAAAUCUCUUAAAACUUUUAAACUGUUGCUAACAACUGAAUGAUUUGAAUCCACUAAUUCCUAUUUUAAUUCGAGUAACAAGGUAAACCAUGUAACCGGUAUCUAAUGAAAUGUGAUGAAAAAUAACUAAAUUCUAUUUGUAUCUUGAACAGUUGCCCUCAAUAGUUAAGUCAUGUUGACAAAUGGCAGGCAGUAUAGAAAACAAUAACUAAAAAGGUCAGGUCCUCCUGGGGCAGAGCUAGAAAAAGUGCCUAGAAUAAACAUUGUGAAGAAUGAAAAGUGGUGUAAUGUAAAACUGAACCAUGAGGAGAACAUCUCAAGGAUUGGUGAAUACUCUUUUGGGAUAGAAAGUGUCUUUAUCUGGCUUUUGAGUUCAGAAUGAAAGUAAUAGUACCUUUUAUGUGCAAAUGGAAAAGGAAGCAGUGAAAUGUGUAAGGAUUUAAGACUCAGUGCUAAUAUUUGCCCAUCGAUGAGUCUAAGCAGGCGCAGGCAAAAAGAAUGGUGCUGGAGAAAAAAGAAUGAAACAAAAUCCUUCCAUAGUAUUCAGAAGGCCAAAUUACAAUAGGAAGAAUGCUUUUAUUUAAUGUGAUUGAAGAGAUGUUGGGAGAAUUGCUUAUGACAAAGAACCUGCCAAUAUUUCACAACUAGUGAUUCACACUUUUGUGUCUGACAUUUUAUUCACCAAUUCUUUUUUCAUAGGUUUUGUUUUUAGAGCACUUACAUGUUUACAGGAAAAUUGCAUAGAAAACAUACCUACUCUCCCUCCACCUGUAUGCAGUUUCCCCUAUUAUUAACAUCUUGCAUUAGUAUGGUACAUUUCUUAUAAUUGAUUAACUAAUAUUGAUACAUUAUUAUUAGUUGAAGACUAUAGUUUACGUUAGGGCUCACCUUUGAACAGCUUUGUGGGUUUUGACAAAUAUAUGGUGUCAUGUAUCUACCAUUGCAGUAUUUUACAAAACAGUUUGCCCUAAAAAUCCUCUGUGCUCUACCUAUUCUUCCCUUCCCCCAAACCCCUGGCAACAACUGAUUUUUUUUUUUUUUUUACUGUCUUUAUAGUAUUGUCUUUCCCAAAAUGCCAUAUAGUUGGAAUCAUACUGUAUGUAACCUUUUCAGAUUGGCUUCUGUCACUCAGCAAUAUGCAUGUAUGAUUCCUCCAUAUCUUUUCACAGCUUGAUAGCUUAUUUCUUCCUAUCAUUGACUAUUCCAUUGUAUGGAUGUACCAAUUUUAUCCAUUCACUUAUUGAAGAACAAUUGUUUGUUUCCAGGUUUUCACAAUUAUGAAUAAAGCUGCUAUAAACAUUCAUGUGCAGGUUUUUGUGUGGACAAAAGUUUCAACUCUUUGGGAUAUAUACCUAGGAGCACAAUUGCAGGAUCAUAUGGUAAGACCAUGU
Messenger RNA from Mirounga angustirostris (Northern elephant seal), 15335 nucleotides. It is a transcript of the gene CEP85L, whose product is annotated as centrosomal protein 85 like. The record is from RefSeq and is a predicted model, not a curated record. Gene Ontology annotation, cellular component: centrosome. The coding region runs from base 350 to 2773 and encodes 807 amino acids. NCBI's taxonomy places the organism in Eukaryota, Metazoa, Chordata, Mammalia, Carnivora, Phocidae. The transcript has 13 exons.